Messenger RNA from Maniola jurtina (meadow brown), 749 nucleotides. It is a transcript of the gene mRpL35, whose product is annotated as 39S ribosomal protein L35, mitochondrial. The record is from RefSeq and is a predicted model, not a curated record. Gene Ontology annotation, cellular component: ribosome; mitochondrion. Bases 156 to 689 code for a protein of 177 amino acids. The transcript has 2 exons. Gene Ontology annotation, molecular function: structural constituent of ribosome. Gene Ontology annotation, biological process: translation. NCBI's taxonomy places the organism in Eukaryota, Metazoa, Arthropoda, Insecta, Lepidoptera, Nymphalidae.
UGUUCAAACUUCAAAAAGUCACCGAUUUAACUGUGAUGGUUUGUUACCGAUUUAUCAUUAAGUCAUAGUCAAUUUUACAGGAUUUGGAUUUUACAGUCUUAGUUACAACACUAUUAAAAAUUUUAUUCAUUUCAUAUAAAAAAACAAAUUGUAAAAUGUUCCGUUGUGCAUUGACUGCUAUCCGGACCAUACGACCCAUUGUGAUCCAAAAUCACGUUGCCAGGAUUAUUUAUGACCAACCAAGAAGUUUCUCUGCACUGAAUACAAGAAUUAAUUCAAUUGUUUACACUGGUUGUACCAACUCUAACAUAUCUUUGGUGAAUAACAAGCAAGUUUUAGAUGUGUCUAACAACUUAAUAGUCCCAACCAGAUCAGUAACUAAGUUCAGUUUGAAAAAAGGAAAAAGAAAGACGGUCAAAGCAGCUGUUAAAAGAUUCUUUAGGCUACAUUGGGGCGCCUGGAUCAGGACCAAAAUUGGUAGACAUAAGAAGUUAUGGAGAAAAUCUCAGGCACAGAAAAGACGUUUACGUCAACAUGUAUUCGUUAACUCCACACAGUCUGUGUUAUUAGACAAAAUGGUAACCAAGUAUUGGAAGAGACCCAAGUACUAUGUGGAUGACCCUUACGAACCGUACCACACAAGGGAAGAGUUUCAUUUGACAAGGAAGAAGCCUAGAGAGACGUACUAGACGUUAUGCCCAUCAUAUUGUUAAUUUAUGUUAGUCAAUAAAGAAUAAUUUAGAAUUUUA